Messenger RNA from Brassica rapa (field mustard), 1379 nucleotides. Its product is annotated as hydroxyproline O-arabinosyltransferase 1. The record is from RefSeq and is a predicted model, not a curated record. Gene Ontology annotation, molecular function: glycosyltransferase activity. Lineage: Eukaryota; Viridiplantae; Streptophyta; Magnoliopsida; Brassicales; Brassicaceae.
UUAUUGUUGGUCUUCUCCUACAAUCAUCAUCACCAACAACUACUUAGAAGAAGAAGAAGAGAAAGAAAGACGACGACUUUGAACAACUCUCUGCUCUCUCUCUAAAUCUCAAAAAAUGGGUUGCGGUGGAACAACUCUGUUCUACCCACUCCUCAUUACCCUCUCCGUCGCUCUCAUCACAUACAACAUCAUCAUCUCCUCCAACACUCCUCUCAAGCAAGGCUUCCCCUCCUCCUCCUCUUCCUCCUCAUCCAUCAUUGACCCAGUCAUCGAGCUGCCACGUGGCGGAUCCAGGAUCCGAGGAAACAACGAGAGAAAGCGAAGGCUCUUCCACACGGCCGUCACAGCCUCCGACUCAGUCUACAACACGUGGCAAUGCAGAGUCAUGUACUACUGGUUCAAAAAGAUCCGAGCUUCCGCCGGACCCGGAUCCGAAAUGGGCGGGUUCACCCGGAUCUUGCAUAACGGUAAACCGGAUCAGUACAUGGAUGAGAUUCCCACUUUCGUCGCUCAGCCUUUACCACCUGGAACGGAUCAGGGUUAUGUUGUGUUGAACAGACCAUGGGCGUUUGUGCAGUGGCUUCAACAAGCUGACAUUAAAGAAGAUUAUAUACUUAUGUCGGAGCCUGAUCACCUCAUUGUGAAACCUAUACCGAACCUAGCUAAAGAUGGGUAUGGAGCUGCGUUUCCUUUUUUUUAUAUCGAACCGAAGAAGUAUGAGAAGGUGUUGAGGAAGUAUUAUCCGGAAGAGAGAGGGCCUGUGACUGAUAUUGAUCCUAUUGGGAACUCUCCUGUCAUUGUCGGAAAGGAAGCUUUGAAGAAGAUUGCUCCAACUUGGAUGAAUGUUUCUUUGGCUAUGAAGAAGGAUCCUGAAGCUGACAAGGCUUUUGGUUGGGUUCUUGAAAUGUAUGCUUAUGCUGUAUCAUCUGCAUUGCAUGGUGUUAGCAAUAUUUUACACAAAGACUUCAUGAUUCAGCCUCCAUGGGACACAGAGGUUGGUGACAAGUACAUCAUACACUACACUUAUGGAUGUGACUAUGAUAUGAAGGGUAAGUUAACCUACGGGAAGGUUGGGGAAUGGAGAUUUGACAAAAGAUCGUAUGAUAGCACACCGCCACCAAGGAACCUCACAAUGCCUCCACCUGGUGUUUCACAGAGUGUGGUAACAUUGGUGAAGAUGGUGAAUGAAGCCACUGCAAAUAUUCCAAACUGGGGAGAAUAGAGACUAGAGAGAACUGUUUAUUAUUGAAUAGAUAUCUCAUCUAUAUGUUGAUCAUUUCUCUUGUGAUUACGUUUGUAAGAUAUAUAGCUUCUCAAACAAAGCCUUUUCUGGCGUUUUACAUUUCUCAUUACUGGUCUUUACUAGGUUUUGCUGUAUU